Molecule: messenger RNA, 12787 nt
Organism: Pseudopipra pipra
Lineage: Eukaryota; Metazoa; Chordata; Aves; Passeriformes; Pipridae
Gene: FBXO34
Product: F-box protein 34
Exons: 3
Coding region: 4337-6565 (742 amino acids)
Molecular function (GO): protein binding
Source: RefSeq, a predicted model, not a curated record
UUUAGAAGUCAGGUGCAGGUUUGUUCUUCUGUUUUAGAAGCCAUUUCAUACCCUGUGGAGAGAUGUACAGAAGGAGUUGUGCCAUGGGACAGGGGGCCUUCUUGCCUAUGUAGUGUCCAGUAUGAUAUUUUUGGUUUCCUGGUGACAUUUUACUUUGUCACUACAUGCCAGUAAAAAGGCCAGUCCUGUGCUGGAGUACACAGAUGCAAAGAUACACAAAGAUAAACAAAGAUAGACUGGUAAUCAGAGGAGUUUUGCAAAUGAGGGUUUUUUUUCCCACUGUGUUAGAAGAACUGCCAUGAAACGGGCAAAGGAAACUUUAGGAAUUAGAGUGGGUCGUUAUGCCCUGCUGCUGGAUCACUAACCAACUAUUCCAGGUGAACUCGUGAGGAAUUGCUGUCAGGAAGGCCCAUGUGUUGGUCAGUUUAUGAGCUGUCACAGCAAAACAAAUCUACCAAACAAGUCCAGUGCUCCUCUCCAUCCAGAAUCCCUGACAUCCACAGGACAAACGGGGUGAUGAAAUGAUUGCUGACAAUCCUAAUCUACCACCUCAGUGUUGUUGUAAUAAUAAUAAUAAUCAUCAUCAUCAGGAUCUUUUUUAGCAAGCUGUGUUCUUGAAAAGGGUGGGAUUCUCCUUACUGGUUUUAACUGGCUUUCUCUAAAGUGGGUCGGGUUGGCUCUCUGUUGGCGUUCAAGCUGAUCUCUUCCUUAUAGGCUGUUUGGGUUUCUCUCUCUGGUGUUUGUCCUAAAACUCCCUUUUCACGUCAGUUCUGCAUCUUGCAGUCAUUCCUACCCAUCUUUGCAUGUACAGGAGCGAUCCAGGGAGACCUCAGCCUCACAAAACCAGGGCACAACGUCUCCAGAGCUCUGGGAAUGCUGCUCUACUAUUUUUGGAACCAGCUCCCAUUGCUUCUAUAAUAGGAAGGCUUCUGGAAGCUUUCUCCUUACUCUCGUCCCGAGGAAGUGGCCCUUCAGCUGAGCUUUCAUUAAUUCAGGAUCUGCACGGCAAAAAGCAAAUCUAGUUUUAUACCCUAAAUAAUUCAGGCGUGGCUGGGGGGGGUCACAUGGCCCUGAGUGUGGUGUGUUCAGUGGGUGGUUUUGCCCACACCCCGUAUCCCGAGGCCGCAGCAGCCGCGGCUGGUUUGGGGUGCUCGGCCACCCCCCGUUUGUCAUUCGGGGCACGCGGCAGCGGCGGGCAGUGCCAAGGCAGCUUUCUAGAAAGCAGAGGGACGUGUGAUCUGGGGGUGGUGGUGGUGGUGGGGGGUGUUUGUCACCAGCGCUGCCCAGUGAGGGAUUUACUGGUUUUGUUUUCCUCUUGGAUCAAGCAGGACAAAUCUAAUGAGCCAGUUCUUAACUUCUUCCCCGUUGAGCAGCGGGCGAUGUCCUUGCCCAAAUCGUGCGAGACAGCUGAAACCUUUCAGGAAUAGUUGAACAAGGGAAACACUUGUAAUAUUAUUUUUUUUUUCCAGUACUCAAAAUACAGAGUUAAGAGGGUGCAGCAGAGCUUGUCUUUCCUUUAUUUUCUCUUUCCCUUCUGAGAUUUUCCUUUUGAGGGGGCGACUUAGUCCUUCCAACGCUUACCCCACCUAGAGAGAAGGCAGGAUUGCUGCGAAUGCGAAGCCUUUCAUUCUUCAUUGACAUGAUCUUGGAAGGAAGACAGGUUCUCCCUGUAGUGCUUCAUUAGAAUAAGCAUUUCAUAUGCUUAUCAGUACAGCAAGUAGCGCUGCUUGACAGCAGUGGAGAGUCAAAUGUUGCCUUGGAGCCCUACACGCUCAUUUCCCCGCUUCCGAAACACUCUGCAUUCUGCCCACUGUGCAUUCAGAAGUGUUUCUUUCCACUGGCUUGAAAGAAGCUAAAAACCACUUUGUAGCAGGCACCUUUUCCAGCACGAUUCCAGGUGUGGAUUGGAGUUGGCUGAGUCCAGGCUGAGUUGCUGAGAACUUCAUCCUGCCGGGCUUUGUGAGUUCCUGCCAGGUCUUGGGGGUAAGUGGGUCAGGGAGCUGACCACUUCUGGGUUAAUUCUCUCCUACUUUCAGCUCCCUGAGCUGCUUCAGGUGAGAAAUCAAGUGGGAAACCAGUGCUGAUAAAGGGAAAGGUGUGAAUGAGCUGGGAGGAAAAGAGGGAUGAGACCUCAGCAUGGCAGGAAUUACAGUGACUGGAACAACCAUGGGGCUGCACAGUGUUUUGGAGCAUCCAUGUGUUCCCUGCUGACAUGGAUGUCCAAGCUCAAAUUUAGAAGAGAAUCACAGAAUUAUUAGGGUUGGAAGGGACCUCUGGUUACACAGAAAUGUGUCCAGAGAGGAAUGUCUCCAGAGAGGGAAAAUUCACGACCUCCCUGGGCAGCCUGUUCCAGUGCUCUGCCACCCUAAAUGUAAAGAAGUUCUCCCUAAUGUUGAGGUGGAACUUUUUGUGUUUUAAUUUAUGGUCAUUGCUCCUCAUCCUGUUGCUGGGAACCAAUGAAAAGAGUCUGGCACCAUCAUCUUGACACCCACCUUUGAGAUAUUUAUGUGCAUUGAUGAGAUCCCUUCUCAGUCUUCUCCAGACUAAACGGGACCAGCUCUUGCAGUCUGUCCUCAUAAGAGAGAUGCUCCAGACCCCAGAUCAUCUUUGUGACCUCCACUGAUUCCCCUUAUGUGGGAAUCUUCAGAUUUCAGUUCAGUAGCUGCUCUGUCUGGUGUGAUCCAGGGUACAGAGUAUGGAUGGGAGAGAGGGAAGGGCUGGAGUAAAUUUGGUGGCUAAAUGAGCCAAGGCAAUGGUAACAGGGUCUUGCUUUACCAGCUCUGGUUCCUGGUGCCUAGAAGAAGUGGCAUCAGUUGGUUUUGGUGUGUGAGUGGACACAGGAAGCUCCCCCACAUUUAUUCCAGCUGGAGCCCCUAUGGCAGCUUUAUUGUUUUUAGAUUAGAUAACAUCAGAUCUAUGCAAAUUUAUCCUUUUUGACCAUCAAACAGUGGGGAAGCUGAGCACACAAGCCAGAUUAUGUCUGUGUUGGCUCCUUUAGUGUCAAAAGGCAGUUCUUUAAGGUGUUUUAAAUAGGAAGAUAUUACAUGAAGGAUGGUUAAAAGGGAAGGGUUGUGUUCCUAUAGGUGUCUGAGAGGCUGAGUAUGAGGAUUUGGUGUAUCAUCUUGCUGUGCAGCCUAGUCUGGGAGCUGCUGUGGAUUGUUCCCAGUGGGAGUAUGGGAUGAGGAAAAGCUUUCUGCCAAAGCUUCUUGCUUAGGAGAUUCUGGUGCUGUUAUAGGUGUCCUGACGGGUGUUUGAGAGGGAGGGAGGGAUGACUAGGCUGGGAAAAGGCAGAAUUGCCUGUCUGGUGAAAUAUAGUUUUAGAGGCAAGUAUCAUGUAACAACCUAAACUUGAGCUCAGUGGUGGGGGAAUGGACUUGGAACUCGGUUCUUGCAAGAAAACAAAACUCUAUAUCUUUAUAAUAAGGCCUCAGCACUGUGUUGUUUUUUUUCCCCACCAUCAUAAUGACUGUUUCUUGGUAUUAACUCCUCUGAGUUCCCCUCUGAAACACUUGCUGCUGCUUUCUCCUGCAUCCUGGCUGUGCUGCUGCUCUUUGCCCAGCUCGUCCGGUGCCAUGUCCCUGUGGAGCAUCCUUGUGUGGAGGUGGGGUGGUCAAAUGUGUUUUCACACAUGUUUUUACCAGCAGGGUGGUUGCUGCUCAGAUCCAGUCCCGAGGCCACGGCCUCCUUUCUAGAAAGUAAAUUUUCUGAGAGGAUGUGCCCACCCUUUGAACUCCUUUGUUGAUGGGUUACUGUUGCUACAGCUAAAACACACUUGUUCUUGCGGUGGAGCUUUAGUUCAAAAUAUCAAAAGCUUUAGUGCUUUUUAGUGCUGCACAGAUGAGGAGACCUUGACCCCCCCCUUCAUCCACUCUGGCUGAGUUAAUACAUUUGUUUUCCCGAGCUGCAGCAGCAUUCAAACCUGACGAUAAGACGGGGAAUUCUGUGGGACAGAACUGCCGUCCGUGGCUGGGAGGAUGUGAUGCUUUACUGCUGCCAAAACCCGAGUCCUUCCCACAUCUUGUGUAUGAAGGCAUAUGUUUGGGGGUGGCUUCAGAAAGGGAGAACAACACCAUUAUGUUUUUAACUUCCUCUCCUGUUUUGUUUCUCUGUGCAUCUGUAUUGCAGUUUUUCUCUGUGCAAAACUAGCAAAUCGGCUGAAGCACCUACUGCUAAAGAUCAGCCUUGGUACAGAAACAGUGGUAAUUAAAAGGCAUUUUUAGGUGGCAGAGACACGGUGAAGCUCUGUGUGGGGCAAGGAGAGCUGAUGGGGGAGCCUGGGGUGUGACCCAGGAUGGAUUGGCUGUGACGGCGUGCCUUAGCUGGAGAGGUAGUUACCAUGAAGAGUUCCUGCAGAGCUGGCCUCCACAGGGAACCGCUGAAUUCCACAUCCUCCACCUUCCACCAGGUCAAACGGGUCUCUGGUAUGCACUUAAAGCCAUAUCUCAAGUUACAGAAGAAAGAGCGAUCCCCAGAAAUAAGCCAGGAUUCCCUGCGAGGCCACCAGGGAUCAGCACAAGGAGAAAAAUACACCACCUGCACCAAACUGAGCGUUUUCCCAAAACCCUCCCUCGUGACUCCAUCUCAAAAGCUUCUGGGGAUUAUUUAUCCAAAUACUAUGUGCAAUAUGAACGGGAAAGGUCCAGCGGAUGGUCCAAGUGCAAGGGAAAAGAAGAACGCCCUGUCGGCAACGAUCCACCAGGGAGAGGAAGGGGAAGGGCCUCUGGAUGUCUGGGCCGUGGUGAAACCUGGCAACACGAAGGAGAAAAUCGCCUUCUUCGCGGCCCAGCAGUGCAGCAGCACCAGCAGGGUGGGCUCCAUGAAAAUCAAGAGCACGUGGGACAUCGACGGGAGGACGGCCAAGCGCAGGAAAAAAUCGGUGGACCUCAAAAAAGCCAGAAUCCAACUGGAAAGGAUGAGGGAGGCCAAUGCCAGGUGCUCCCAGCCGGAGCCUUUUGCCUGUGGCAUCGAGCACUGCUCGGUGCACUACGGGAAUGACAGCGGAGAGGGGGCGUUCCCGGGCCGGUCCCUCUCGGUGAUAGAGAUGGUGGCUUUCCUGGAGCAGCGAGCGAGUGCUUUGCUGGUGGAUUGUGCUAAAACCUGCACGGCUGCCCCUGCCACGAGGCCGAGCGCUCAGCCCAAGGGGGCCCUUCCCAGCUCCGACCCUUUUUCCUCGGCCGGGGCGUGCGAGGUGCACGCGGAGCAGCAGGGCGAGCCCGUGCGCGUGCUGGACAUGGUGGCCAAGCUGGAGUCGGAGUGCCUGAGGCGCCAGAGCGAGCGGGAGGCCGGGAGCCUCUCCCGGAACAACAGCUUCCGCAGAAACGUCGGGAGGGUGCUCCUGGCCAAUGGCACCCAGCCCGAGGGAGAGGCGGGGAAGGGGGUGCCGGGGGUUCUGGCUCAGGGGGAUGGCUUGGGGGAGGCGGGGGUGGCAGAGGCUGGAUACGGAGGUCGUUGUGGUGCUCUGGGUGACGCCGAGCUGUGGGAUGGCGGCGCCUCUGCUCGGCGGCCUUUUCCUUCGGGGCUGGAUACCCGGAUGGGGAAUGUGAAUUCGGGACUUGCUCACGCGGUGCUGGCGAUGGCAGCCGGCAGGAGCGACACUGAGACACGGAUUGAGCCUCCCAGAGCUCUGCUGUCCUCGUGUCCAGCUCCUGCUGCCAGGCUGCCACCGGAUCCCUUGCAGAGCAAAAACGCGACUGUUGAUUGUACGUCGAAGGAGCCUGUGAUUUUCCCAAAGCAGAGCCUGCAUCCUGCGAGGAAGGAGCCCUUGUGCAUCAGUAUAUCCGUCACCAAGACCGAGAAAGGGUGCAGGAAAGAGAAGCUCUCCAACUCCAGUUCUAGUGAGGAUUCGCUCCCGGGGAGGCUGUUUUUCCUCCAGGACGAGCAGCCUGCUGCUCACGAGCAACAGCCACCGCAGGAAAGUACCCAAGAGAAGCCAGGAGAAGUAGCCCAGAAUGAGGAUGAGGAUGCUUUGGCAUCUGGCAGGUUGUGUGUCAGGAGCAGUGUCCCUACAGAGCCAUUGGCCCCCUCUGUCCCUCCCACAGAAGGGGCCUUGCAAGUACUUGACGCUUCCUGCCUGAAAAGGCAGGUCUCGCAUGACUUUCUGGAGACCAGGUUUAAAAUCCAGCAGCUUCUGGAGCCUCAGCAGUAUAUGGCCUUCCUGCCUCACCACAUCAUAGUGAAGAUCUUUGGGUUGCUCCCUACCAGGAGCCUGGUGGCCCUGAAAUGCACUUGCUACUACUUCAAGUUCAUCAUCGAGUACUACAACAUCCGGCCGGCGGACUCGCGCUGGGUCCGGGACCCCCGGUACCGGGAGGACCCCUGCAAGCAGUGCAAGAAGAAGUACGUGAAGGGGGACGUGUCGCUGUGCCGGUGGCACCCCAAGCCCUACUGCCAGGCCCUGCCCUACGGGCCUGGCUACUGGAUGUGCUGCCACCGGUCCCAGAAGGGCAUCCCGGGCUGUAAGUUGGGUCUCCACGACAAUCACUGGGUCCCCGCCUGCCACAGCUUUAACCGCGCCAUCCACAAGAAGACCAGAGGAGCGGGAGCCGAAGUGGAAGAGGAAUAUUAGUGCACAUACACUUUUCCUGCGAGAUUGUUUGGGGUAGGAGGAGAUUCUCAUGCCUUGUGCUGUUUACAGUGUAUAUAAUUGUCGUGGUUAUUUUUUUUUUUUUUGUUUUGUUUUGUUUUCCACAGGGCUAUGAAACUGCACAUACUCAAACACAAGAGCCUUUACCUUUUAGAUUAAAGAGAGCUUUUAGUCCAUCUCUGUAAAUAACACUAUAAAAAAACCCUAAUUGUACAUACAGAGUCUACAGCUGGCUGAACAAGGUAACCCCCUACAAUGCAGCUAUCCCAGUGUUGCGGCUAUAGGUGUGUGUGUUUUUAAGUGUCUUGUUUCAAAAUCUGUAUAUUCCGCAUAAUAUAUGAAUGUUUCUGAGAAGAAACUCUAAAUAGGUAAAGGUCAACUUGUUUAAAGAAGCUGCAGACAACUUAACUGGACAACCUGAAACUUAGACUAUAGAACAGACCCAUUAUAGUAGCGUGGCAGUGGAUUUAAAAAUAAAAAAAAAAAAAGAGAUGAAUAUUAUUGUAUAGUCAGAAUAUAAAAAGAAAAAAUUCUUGUCUACCUUACCCAUGUUGUCUGGUUUGGUUUCCUUUUUUUUUUUUUUUUUUUUUGUUUUGGUUUUGUUUUUUGUUUUUUUUUACAUGAAUAAAACGUGCAUUCUAGAUCUGCCUUACCAGACUUUCUCUUGUAAGACUUUUGCCCCGAAAUAAAAGUGCUGUAAAACACGUGGCAGAAACUUGGUGCUGUGCUGUAGUUCAGACGUGCAGUGAGCUUCCUCUGGCAAACCUGUCCUACUAACAACGGAACAAAAAACCCACCCCCCAAAUCUCUAUUCCUUGGAGAACUCCCUGCUGUAACAUUCACAGAUUCCAGCUUUUCCCUUCCUUCCUGUCAGCCCUGCGUGCAGCAGAGGCUCCUGUUGUCAGGAAUUCUGGUGCUAGGUGUGUAAAGCUUGCAAAAACAGGGACUUUCUGGUCAUCCUGCUUCUUGGCUCUUGUGUGGGCACCCGCCUUGUUCCCUGGAAGCUCCAGGACAAGACUGUGGGUCCAGUAGGAUGGAUGUGGAGUUGCCUUGGCUCUGUGAUGUGCUGGAAGCUUUGCCGUCUGCUCUAUGUGGAAUUUGUCCCUUUCAACAGAAAUGCUUGCAGUGCUUCGCCCUGCUCUGCUGCAGCCUCUGGCAUCUCAUUCCUUGGGUGUGAGUUGGUGCUUUCCAGGGGAAUGGUGACGGUUUGUGUUGGGUGAACAGUGAUUGCUCAAACUGGGAAUGGGAGCGGAGCAUGGCAUCUGUUGCAGUAUUUCCCUGAAUACAUUCCUCUCCUGCAAUGCUGUGAUCCAGACUCCAGUUACACCCCUCUGAGGGUGAGUGGUUUGGAAAUCUGGGAAUGGACCCUGGACAAUCCAGCAGCCACAUUCAGCUCCUGGGAGCUGAGUCAGUGGAGCAGCAGCCCUUUUUCCAGGGAGCCAAAUGGAGCGUGGCAGCUGUGCCUUUGCACUGUCCAAGUCCCUUCUCUCCCCACACUUGGUGCUGUUUCUCUGCCCCUUCUCAAGGCAUGGAUGGACUCCUGGACCAUUCCAGCUGGAGCAGCCAGAAUCUCUGACCUGGUGCAAGAAGAGCCGGUGCCACCUUCCUACCGGGCUCAUCCCAGGCCUUCCUCUGCCCUGCAAACCCCAGGGGGGCACCUGGAAAGGGCGGGAGUUCUGGAUGAGGUGGCCCUGCCCCUGGCUCAUCCUGUUGGCAAGGUGUGGAAAACUGCUGGCUGUGGGGGCCAGGCUGAGCUUCCCACCUCCCUCCACUUCAGCUGCACUGGGAUCACAUGGAGCGACUCACCUGGUUCCGGAGCGAGGACAGAGAGGGUUUGAAGGUGGAUGCUUUUAUUCUUUCCCUUAACUGUGAGAGAAGGAAAACCGAGCCCUUGCAGCCUGAUGAAGUGUGGGUUUGAUGAGCUCAGGGAGAUUUAAAGGAUGUGCUGGGUUUAUUUUUUGCCUUUACCUGCUUCUGCCACCCCGGGCAUCAGACACCCCUCCCUGGCUGCUCGGCCUCCCUGCGCUGCAGACAUGAUGACAACCACGAGGAAUGAGACCAGGAAUCUAAGAGGAGGGUGCGGCCCUCCUUGUAAUCGGCUGGGAAGAGGGAGAGGAAAAGCAGGAUCCCUGGUUAAUCCGUGACUUCAUCCCAUAACGGGGCGCAGGCUUCACCCAAACUUCCAUCUGCUCCCUCCGGAUGAGCAGCAAAGCAACUGCCAGGCUGUUGUUUGGCCAAAGCCAUCGGCAUCAAAGGCCUCCAGCUUGAUUUUGAUUAAGGGAAAGGGGAAAGAAGCUGCUUUCCUGCCCCCCACCCAAGACUCUGGAAAACUUGAGGCUGAGCAGCAGCGAGGAAAGUCCCUGCGAGGCUGGAACAGAGCGGCAGAGGAAAAUAUUUUGUAAUUAGAUAAGGGGCCAGUGAGGUCAUUUUUUUUGGAACAGAGUGUGAGAUCUUGGUCACCUUUGUUGAACAAGGGGAAAAACAAGGAUAAAAUAAUAUCAUUAGGCUAUUUUGUUCCUUGGAACAGGUAAAUCUGGAGGACAACUUGUUAUCUACCCUGCCCCAUCCCUGCCCUCCCCCUGAGGUGGCUGGGGAGCGUGGGCUGGUUCAUACAUCAUUUAUUACAUUGUUUGCUGGAACUGUCCCUGUUGCACAGCAUUGCUGUUAAAAACUGUUUUGCAGAACAAGCUUUUGCAUCCAGAUGUGGGUUGGUUCUGAGUGUUGCCAUGCUGAGCUGCCUGCAGGCUUUUUCUUUCCUAAAAAGUAGUAAAGUGCAGAUUUCUGUUUCCUUAAUGGAUGGUUCAGGGAGAACCCAAGGUCCAGUGAACUUUUUUGUUUCCUACGAGUCAAUUAAAACAACAAUCCAGUGUUGGAUUUACAAAAUUCAGUGUUUAGAACUGAGGAUGAAGGACUGCACCAUGUGCUUGGCUUCCCUGCCUGGGAGCAGUUGGAGUGUCUGGACUGAAUUUCCAGAUAUGCCAGUGAAGAAGUUGUAAUAACAUUUCCAUUGUCUGUGAGCUUCCAGUUUUCAUCAAGCUCUGGGACUCUCCUGGCAUGGACACCACAGAAAAAGCUGCCCAUGGCUGAGGCUUGUGUUUGGGCUCUUGCUCCAUCCUGGCUGUUCCUGCAGCAGCUUUUCCCUUUGCUGUGUCUCUGCUCCCUGGGAUGAGGUGCUGAGAUGCUGCAGUGGAGCUCAGGUCACUUCCUGCAGUUUCUGCCCCUAUGGCAGCCCCUGGAACUGUCAUUAGGGUCACGGAGAUGCUCUAAGGGCUGGAGCACCUCUAUUAUGGAGAGAGGGUGGGAGAGCUGGGGGUGUUCAGCCUGGAGAAGAGAAGGCUCCAGGGAGACCUUAGAGCCCCUUCCAGUGCAUAAAGGGGCUCCAGGAGAGCUGGAGAGGGACUUUGGAUGAGGGCCUGGAGUGACAGGACAAGGGGGAAUGGCUUCAAACUGACAGGACAGGAUUAGACGGGAUAUUAGGAAGAAAUUCUUGGCUGUGAGGGUGGGGAGGCCCUGGCACAGGUUGCCCAGAGAAGCUGUGGGUGCCCCAUCCCUGGAUGUGUCCAAGGCCAGGUUGGAUGGGGCUUGGAGCAACCUGGUCUAGUGGAAGGUGUCCCUGCCCAUGGCAGGGGGUUGGAAUGAGAUGGGCUUUAAGGUCUCUUCCAACCCAAACCAUUCUGGGAUUUCACACCUGCACAAAACUGCACUGAAACAUCCAACCUCUCUCUCGAGUCCCACUUCUCACAUGGUGGGAAUGGUGCUGCAGCCUCACCCUGGGCUGUUUCCCUUUCCAGCCUGCCUUUGGCUGGUCCAGGCAACCCUGGAGUAGGGACAGGACUCGGGGCAUUAUCAGGCUGCUCUCCUGCCACAAACCAGUGUGGGCAGAGGACAGAACCUCCUGCUGCUGGCCCUGCUUAAGCAGAGCUGACCUGAACAUCCCAUAGGCAUGAGCUGAGCUCAAAGCCAGGCUUGGCUUUGCCCAUGGCCAGGACUGACUGUGCUGUCACUGAGGCAACAACCUGCCCCCAGCUCUGCGUGCAGGAACCCCACGUGGCUGCUGCUCCCACUCCUGAGUGUGCAGCAGCCAGGAAUCACAGGGCAUCAGUCCUUCCCCUCAGAUACAUCACAAAAAAUCGAGUGGGAGGGGUUGGUUUUCCUCCAUCAUUCAGCAGCCUGUAACCCAUGGCCUGCCAGGCCACCACAUCCCCAGGGCAGAGCCUGCUCAGCCCUUUCCCAUCCCUGUUGCUCAGACACUCACUGCCUCACUUUAACAAUUACAUCCAUAAAAAGCCACAUCUUGCAUCCUGAAAUGACCUUGCAAGGAGGAGCAUCCCCCUUUGCACGCAGCAGGAAUUCAGCACCUGCAGAAACAAACGUCACCCAGCACACGAGCAGCCCCGAGCCAGGCUCACAUGAGAUUUACCCGUUUACAUGUACAUAGAGGGAUGUGUGUGUGUGUGUUGUGCAGGACCCCGCCUCCUGCUCCCCUGGAGAUGCAGUUAUUUUAUGUAAGAGUAUUUUUUUAGAAUGGGUAUUGCUUAUUCCACCGCUGUACGACUGAUUGCACUGUAACAGGUCUGGUCCCUGUGAUGCUUUGAAGGCUGGAAAGUCUUGUGUACUUUUGCCCAGCAUGGUGAAAAAACAGACCACACAGAGGUAACAGUUAUAAAUAUACAACUUUAAAAAAAAAAAAAAAUUACUGUUAAAGAUUUAUUGCAAUAAUACAAUAAAAUUUAGAAAAAAAAAACAAAAACAAACCAACAACCAAACCCUUUGUGUUCAGUUACAUCGGAAGUUGCGGAGAGAGGCCGUGAGUUUUCGCAGGUGAAAAGCCACCCCUGGGUGUCCCAUCUGAGACCCUUCAAAGGCACCUGAUUGGGGCUGGGCACCCAAAAUCAGGCCCUUCCUUGGCAGCUCAAACUGGCCACCCCAGGUCACUGGUCACGGCCAAAAGUCACGGCCUGAGCUGAAAUUCUCGUGUUCGUUCAUGCUACGCGAAGUGUUUUGUAAACUCUCAGCUGGCUGCCUUCAAAUAUCUAUAACUACAGAUAUUCCUGCCCUCCCUCCCUCCCCAGACAACCUGGAAAACGGUGAUUGCACUCAAGGUUUGGACACACACAGUUCUCCCUCAGCUACACAUGUGCAAAACACUUUUAAAAAAACCGCCACAACUUUUGUGUUCUGUUACAGAAAAGCCUUCCGUGGAAAGCCCCACCCCACCACGUUUGAACACCCUCACCGUGCCCUUGUGCACUCUCAGAACGUGACAUGGCUGUGAAUAAAUUAUUCUGGAAAACAUGGAUAGGAAGUAUAUGGCUUAGAAAAGUUAUUGUGUUGGAUUUUCUUUCCCUAAGUUCAUUCAGUGUACGAAGCUGAGUCAUGGCCUGACCUUUCAGGGCUCGAAGUAGCACAAAGGCAGCAAUGAAAGAGGGACUGAAAUGCCUAUGAAAAACAAAAAGAAACACAACCAAAAAGGUAUUUAGAUGGCAGGGUCCAGUGCAAAAUAAAUGAGCCAGAAGGGGCUGCACAGUAUGAGCCCAGUAUCCCAUACUGUUGUGUGCUGGUUGCUCAGAGCUGCAAAGGAUCCAAGUCAUAAAGUGCCAUGAGCCAACAGUGCCCAAACCCCCUGGGCCCUGAUCAGGCUCCAGUAGUCAAGGGAGCCUGGGCUGUUCUCUUCAAACAAACCCAGCUAUUAGACCAAAAGAGCGGCAGGAGCGAGGGUGUUGUCCUCUAACAACAUGUCUGUGUUGCUAGUGUGGAGUUAAGGGUCUUUGGUUCAAAAAAAAAAAAAAAAAAAAGGAAAAAAAAUUAACUACUGACAACAGAUGUCCAGCCCCAAGGCCAAAGAGAAAGAGCUGCCAUACAAGGGAUGGGGAGGGGGGGAGACUCAGCUGGAACCCCCCAUGUGGGGUACGGGGCAGAGUGGCAGAAACCCUCCCUCGAGCAGGGAGGGGAGGAUGCCCUUACCUUGGUUGACCCUGUGGAGAAAAUGUCCCAAUCCUAAAUGUAAACUGCACAUUGGCAGUCCUGUUGAGCAGCCCUAUCCAUGAGUGCUCCAUCCCACAAGGCAGAGGAAGGGGAGGAGCACUUGUCCACCAACUCACCUGUCGGCACAUCCCACCUCCCGUGGUUUCACCAGCCAGCUGCACCAGGGAAAUGAAAUCAAACUUCCUGGCAUUCAGUAAACAACCCCCCCCCCCCCCCCCC